CUCUCUAAAUAAUUCAAGCUCCCAUACCUUCUCUCCCAACGCUAACAAGAUGCCGGCCGUACAUCACAAACUGCUCCUGGAGGACGCUUUGCAGGACAGUCCUCAGACUCGCUCCUUGCUCAGCGUGUUUGAGGAAGAUGCUGGGAUGCUUACAGACUACACCAACCAGCUGCUACAGUCCAUGCAGCGUGUGUUCGGAGCCCAGAGUGAGAUGGGAUUGGCCACAGAGCAGCUCUCAAAGCAACUCAUUGAUUAUGAAAAGAAAAAUUUUGCCCUUGGGAAAGGUGAUGAAGAGGUGGUCCACACACUGCAGAGCUUCGCCAAAACUGUAGGGGAGCUGAACUCGCUCCACUCUGAGCUAGCCAACCAGAUGGCAGACGGCAUGGUUUUCCCUUUGAUCCAGUUUCGAGAAAAAGACCUUACAGAGAUAAGCACGCUGAAGGAAAUAUUUAGCAUUGCCACUGAUGAGCAUGAGGCAGCGAUGGUCAAAUAUAGCCGAUUGCCCAAGAAGAAGGAGAAUGAGAAGGUGAAGUCAGACAUGGUGAAGGAGGUGGCCUACACCAGGAGGAAGCAGCACUCGGCUUCGCUGCAGUAUUACUGCGCCCUCAACGCACUGCAGUAUCGCAAGAGAGUAGCCAAGCUUGAACCAAUGCUAGGCUACACACAGGCACAGAUCCGCUUCUUCAAGAAAGGCAUUGAGCUGGUGUCAAAGAAGAUGGACAACUUCCUCUCUUCUGUGUCCAACAUGACUCAAAAUAUCCAGGCCCAGCUGGACUCUGAGGCGGAGGUCAUGCGUGCGGCACAGAGGGAGCUUCUGUCUGUGGAGGACACUGUCUAUAUGCCAGAUAUGGACACUGAGCCUGUCAAUCGCACACUCAUCCAGAAGGCUGGCUAUCUCAACAUUAGAAAUAAAACAGGCCUAGUGACCACAGCCUGGGACCGACUGUACUUCUUCACCCAGGGAGGGAACCUCAUGUGCCAGCCGCGGGGGGCGGUGGCGGGAGGCAUGGUGCUCGACCUGGACAACAGCUCCGUCAUGGCUGUGGAGUGUGAGGACAGACGCUACUGUUUUCAGAUAACCUCCCCCUCAGGCAAAACGUCAAUGAUUCUACAAGCUGAGAGCAAACGGGAAUAUGAAGAGUGGAUUUGCACAGUGAACAACAUCUCCAGACAGAUCUACUUAACUGACAACCCUGAGGCUGUGGCCAUCCGACUGAACCAGAGUGCCAUCCAGGCGGUCACCCCCAUCACCAGCUUUGAGAAGAGACCGGAGGGCGAGGCCAACCCUGACAGAGCGAAGCCAGGAGGUGUACACGCUACCGGGGGUGGUUCCCAUAAGACGGGUGCUGCUCCGGAACCAGAGGACCUGAUCGCCCCCGGGACACCCAUUCAGUUCGACAUCAUGCUGCCGGCCUCCGAGUUCCUGGACCAGAACAGAGGUGGAGGGAGACGCACAAAUCCGUUUGGAGAAACGGACGAUGACUGUUCUAUGGAAAGUGACGACUCCCUCCUGCAGCAAGUGUUCGCCGUGCGCUUCCAGGGUUCAAUGGCAGUGCGCUGCGGGAACAAUCAGGAGGUGAUCUAUGAGGCCAUGAGGCAGGUUCUGGCUGCCCGGGCCAUUCACAACAUCUUCAGGACGACAGAGUCACAUCUCAUGGUCACCAGCAGUAGCCUCAGGUUGAUCGACCCUCAGACUCAGGUUACAAGAAUCAGUUUUCAGCUCGGAGAGGUUACUCAGUUCGCGGCGCACCAAGAGAACGGCCGGCUGAUGGGCUUCGUGGUGGAGGGCAGGGACUGGAGUGACGGAGACGAGGAGGGAGAGCCGUCGUUUAGCGCCUUCGUCUUUGAGAGCAACACAGAGGGCGAGAAGAUAUGUUACACCAUAAGUUUGGCGAAGGACAUUGCAGAAGCGAAGAAGGACCCAGACACCCUGGCCCAGCUGUUGAAGAACAUGCCUCUGACCAACGACGGCAAAUUCCUGCUGCUGGAGCCUGACACGGGAGACACACCCGACGGAGCCGAAGAAGACCUGGAGUCUGAAGCCUAGUCCCACUCCGGACCAAAAAACCAACCAGGGACACGGUCCAACCCCUGCCUAGGAAAGAAGUUUUCCCUGGAUGAAGGUGACACCAUGACCAGCUAACCCUAACUCCGGUACUGAAACACCCUGAUAGAGAGCGUAGUUCACUUCACCCUGUGUUACUACAAGUCCAGUUUCUUGCUGAAAUGGAAGCAGAAGACCUGGAAGGACUAAAAGCAGAUCUGAUGGGUGCUCCAUCAGAUCUGCUUUUCUUUUGUAGCAUGGGUCUUUGGAUUAGGAGUUGUAUUUACACCUUUUGUUUGAGGUACUAAAAAGGGAAAUAUAGGUAUCGAUUGUGUUUCAUUGUCUUCUAAUACCCCCGGCCCUCUAACAGAAGGUGGUGAAACAUCACUUUGUUUUAGGUUUACGUAGUUUGGAGAGUUAAUUCCUUUUGUUUGUUUUACACGUUAACUUGUACGUUACGCUCUUAUGCAAUUACUUUUGUGUUUAUUUUUUUUGUUCGUGUACGAAAAAAGUUAUUGCACUUCCAAAGUUAAUAUCAGUUUGAUGGCUACAGAAUGCACUAAUUAAGACAUUUGAAGGAUGUUAGACUUUAGAGACAACGAAGGACUUAAAAAUGGUUUAAUUCAUGUCAAUUCCUUUUAAUCUGCAGAGCAAUGACUGUUAUAUUCCUUAUGAUUAUAACUGUGUGAGCAUGUGUGCCCAGAAGCAGUGGACACAAUUGGCAUGAGCAAUUAGGUUUUGUUCCCCCUGCACUUUGGCCACUUACACAUCCAUGGCUAUCUUCAGCAUUCCUCCUAACCUGAAUUAAUGUCAUAUUUUUAUGUUUUCAACCACUACCUAUACAAAGCAAGUCUUAAGAUGAUCUGUAUGUAAGGUUGUCCUCGAGCAGCCAAAAUAAUAUUUAGUGAAAUUUGUAUGUUGGGCUGCGUUUCCCUGAAGGAGUUUGUAAAUACAAGCCGUGCUUGUGUCUAUAUGAUGUUGGAUCAGAGUCGGCUGCAUUAAAAGCUUUCAGAGUCAAUACGCUAGGACUUACGCGGUGCAUGAUUAAAUAAUGGCGUUCUCUCUGAGUCGUUUUCCUAAAAUAAAUGUCACAUAACGCAUGUAGGCAGUGGGGUGUUAUGCACUCUUAUACGUAUGCACACAGGAAGAGUAAAGGAAAGCAGAUGAUCCGUGACAUUCCCUUUUGGAUCAGCUUUAUUCCACUUCAGCCAAUCUGAACUGUUACAAUACUAACGGUGGACGCCUGUGUUGAACGAGACGUGUUCUUGUACCGUGUAAUACAGACGGGGUCAUAGCCACUGACUUGACGUUGAUCGUGAAAGUUCCGUUGCGUUGACCAGUGUGUGUCUGCUUGCUUUUUUUCUACUCUACAUUAGUUCUUGGCGUAAUCACAAUUCAAACAAGGACUAUAUUUCCUAAAGGGCCGUCUGGUCUUCUGGAGAAAUAAUUAAUUCUGAGUAUGCUUGACUCUUUUGACACUACUCAUCGUAAUCAAAGAAACAGUUUGACGUGGGGAAUGGAUACAUUUGGUUUUUAUGUAGUGUAAGAAGAGAAGAUUGAUACAGAAGAAUAAACGUAGGCGUUAAAAGCUUUCGAGGAGACAUGGAGCAUUGACACAUAUUUUGAUCAAUAAUGGAAAUUGAAGUUUUUUUAUUUAGCUUUUACGUAUAAUACAAGUCUCUGUCUUGCUGUUCUAGUGGGGCAAGAGAGUGCAGUCUGCCAUCACUCCAACAGCACAAUGGAGAAGUGUUCACAUAUUCAAGCCUCUCUCUGUCAUUGUUGCCUGAAGCUUUUUGUAAAUCUUGCUCAUUCUCAUUAUACAAGUGUAACAGUAAUUAACCUUGAAUCACAUCUCUGACUAUUUUCUGUUGGGUUCUUCGAUUUGAUAAGAAUUGACCAGGUUAGUCCUUGAAAAGUUCUUAAAUUUGAUGUUUAAGGUGUGUAACUCUUAAUGAAAGUACCGUUUUUGACCUACACUACAAAGCAUGUUUCCCUGAAUGUCAAACUUUUGCUUUAAGUCAUAACGGUUAACCAUUUCUCUUUCUGUUGCCUGAUGUAAACGCGUAUUAGCAGGUCUUCUGAUGUUAUCCAUCCAGUAUGUUUGUCCCCUUCUUCUUCAGGUGCUGGUUGACAUGCUUCAAUCACACCGUUAAUAAAAAAGCAUAAAUACAAACGUGCAGACAACAGAAGCCUCCGGUUUUUCUUUCCUGUUUGACUUACACUGCUAGUCCUGAUUUAAGACCGUGAUACAAGUUUUUUUAACUAAACUGUCCUUUCAAUAAAAUAAAUCCUCUUCUUGUUGCAUGCUGCAGCACAUUAAA
Molecule: messenger RNA, 4365 nt
Organism: Eleginops maclovinus (Patagonian blennie)
Lineage: Eukaryota; Metazoa; Chordata; Actinopteri; Perciformes; Eleginopidae
Gene: appl2
Product: adaptor protein, phosphotyrosine interaction, PH domain and leucine zipper containing 2
Exons: 21
Coding region: 50-2047 (665 amino acids)
Biological process (GO): signaling
Cellular component (GO): cytoplasm; endosome membrane
Molecular function (GO): protein binding
Source: RefSeq, a predicted model, not a curated record